ACCACACACAUUCAUUUUAAGAGUGGGCCACCUCUCCGUCCCAAGAUGGCCGCCGUGUGAGGACGCCGUGCCGUAGACUCUAAUCUGUUUUCUAGUUUGUAUAUUUAUGUCUAUGCUCCCAACAUCAACACGGAUGUUUUGAUUCGACAGCCGCRCCUCAUUCCCAGGACCACCGUCAGCCAUGUUGGCAUCUGCAGGCUUCGUGUUGGUGAUUUUAGCCGCAGUCUUGUUGUCAGGAGACUCCAGAUUUAUUGCUGAACCCCUGACGCUGGAUGUGUGUCCAGAAUGCAGACAGAUCAUCCAGCUGUCAGCCAACAUGAUUUUCAGCAGUGAUGCUAAAGUCACUGUAUUUAAAACCUUGCACGCUUUGUGUCAGAGGCUUCCCAAAGAGCAGGCUUCAGAAUGUGAGUCACAGGUGAAAACAUACCUGCCAAAAUUCCUGCGGCAAUCACCUGACCAACAGAAACCAGAUGAGAUCUGUGAAAUUUUCACACUCUGUGCCUCCCAUAAGAUGAGCGAGCUGCAGAAACUUCACCAUGUCACCAACGUUGAUGUGCCCGGUGCUGCGUUUAGUUCUGCGUCUAAGAACAAAGAGUCUUUAAAUCCAAUUUGCCCCUUGUGUCUGAUGGUUAUCAAGAAGCUGGAAUCGCUGCUGCCUAAAAACAUGACUGAGGAGGCUUUAAUGAAGCUCAUGGGAGAAGUCUGUGACCUGAUACCUAAAAGCUACAAAGAGGAAUGCGAUGAUUUUGUCGACAAAUACGGCACGGAGAUCGUUGAAUUCCUUUUAUCGUCGGCUGCGCCUCACACCAUCUGUACCCUUCUGCACCUGUGCUUGUUUGAGACCCGGCCAGUUCCAGAUGUGCGUCCACCAUCAGACUGUGAGUCGUGUCAAACGCUGGCUGCGCUGAGCCGCCUGUACCUGGGCCUCAACACCACCGAGCCUCAGACCUCAGCUUUCCUCCGAUCUGUGUGCCUCAAUCAUCCAAAAGCCGUGCCCAAGUGCGAGGCUUUCACCAGAAUCUAUGGCUUACAGCUGCAGAGGGUUUUGGGAAACCAAAUGGACGUUCCACAUGUUUGUGAAAGAGCUGAUUUGUGUGUUUCAUCGAAGCAGCUGGAGCCAUUGGGAAAGAAUCCCUGUACUUGGGGGCCGAGCUACUGGUGCAAAGACCUGGAAACUGCCCAAAAGUGCGGCAAUCAAGUCUUCUGUGAGAAACACAUUUGGAAGAAAUAAAAUCCUGCAAAGCUCAACAAUGUGAUCUUAUUGGUGCACUGAUCCAUGGUAAAAUAUUUGAUAAAUGUAAGGCACUAAUCAAUCUUUUUGUGUUGGGAGAAAUCACCCAUUAACCAUCGUAUUCCAGCUAAUAAAGCAUAAAUGUUCAUAAAUAUUCAUUUUGCAUGAGAUUUAAUCUGCAACAUCAAUCCCUGAUGGUUUUCUUUAGUGCACAAUAACAAUGUGAAUAUUGAUAUUAUGAAUGUGAAAACAAAAAAGCAAAACGUCCAAGAGUCAGCCCUGAGAGGAACUGAGUGUUUAUUACAGGCACUUUAAAUUACUGUUUUUUUUUUUUUUCUGCAUUGUUCUAGUUUUAUGUGUAAUAAUAUGCUGUUAUUGCAAAUGAUCAUUUCAAAAUAAAAUUUUGAUUGAA
This is a messenger RNA of Austrofundulus limnaeus, 1643 nucleotides long. RefSeq names its product surfactant protein Bb (gene sftpbb). The coding region runs from base 182 to 1231 and encodes 349 amino acids. Gene Ontology annotation, cellular component: lysosome. Gene Ontology annotation, biological process: sphingolipid metabolic process. NCBI's taxonomy places the organism in Eukaryota, Metazoa, Chordata, Actinopteri, Cyprinodontiformes, Rivulidae. The record is from RefSeq and is a predicted model, not a curated record. The transcript is spliced from 11 exons.